This is a messenger RNA of Drosophila nasuta, 1236 nucleotides long. It is a transcript of the gene r2d2, whose product is annotated as double-stranded RNA-binding protein r2d2. Gene Ontology annotation, molecular function: siRNA binding; double-stranded RNA binding. Gene Ontology annotation, biological process: siRNA processing; regulation of regulatory ncRNA processing. Gene Ontology annotation, cellular component: nucleus; RISC complex; RISC-loading complex. The coding region runs from base 156 to 1109 and encodes 317 amino acids. NCBI's taxonomy places the organism in Eukaryota, Metazoa, Arthropoda, Insecta, Diptera, Drosophilidae. The transcript has 2 exons. The record is from RefSeq and is a predicted model, not a curated record.
AAAAUUAGUACUUAGGCUGCUGCACGACUGGCCACACUGACAAUCAUAGAAUAGUUUCAAAGUCUGGGCAUUUUUACAUAUGGUGACCACCGAUAGCGUUCCAAAAAAAGUCGCGACUGAGUAUAAUCAUCAAAAUUCGUAUAAUUUUGGCAUCCAUGGAACAAAAAUCAAGUGUUUCGGCGUUACAAGAGUUUUGCGCCAAGGCGAAAACUGGCAAUCCAGUUUACGAUUUCAUUGACGGCGAAGAAGGUGGUUACAUUUGCAAAGUUGUGCUCAUGGAUACCGAAGCCUUUGGAAAUGGACGCUCUAAGCGGGAUGCCAAGCAUUUGGCAGCUGCCAACAUAAUGCGUAAACUGCGCAAGCUGCCCGGCUUUGACAGUUUGGGCAGCACUGCUACAGUUUGCAACAAUAAUGUCGACGACAGUGUGCAAAAUGAGAUGGCAAACAUGAACCGCGACAUGCUGAAAGAGUUGCGCGACUAUUGUGUGCGUCAUGACAUGCCAUUGCCCACCAUUGAAAUUGUGCAGCAGAGUGGCCAACCCAACGCCCCCGAAUUUGUCGCCUGCUGCUCGGUGGCUUCGAUUAAACGUUAUGGCAAAUCCGAUAGCAAGAAAGAUGCACGCCAACGUGCUGCCAUCGAAAUGCUGUGCAUCAUCUCCACCUCGGAUACAAUCAGUAAUGUGAAUGCCUCCACAAAUUUGGUUAGCACCAAGCCACAAAAUGCCGACUUGGACGCCGACUUGGAAGAUUUGGAAAGCGAGAGGCGUCGCAAAUUCAAAACAUAUCGUGAACUAAUCGACGCUGGUGGCGAUGAUACGCGAAAUAUCAAAAUUAGCGAUCGUCACAAUUAUUUCAAGAGCUUUUAUCCAGCAUUAAAGACGGCUGCCUUCGAUGUCAUAAAUUCCCAGGAAUACUUUUCUCAGAAGGAGCAGCUAGACGAGUUGUUGGAUGCCUUAAAGUUAACGUCGAAAGUUAGUCAAUUGGAGUCGACGUCUAUGGAGCCUCUGUUGCAAAUCGAAUUGAAAUGCGAUUUGAAUUGUCUGUUCAUUGGAUUGGAGAGCGUGAUCUAUAAGCAAAUUAUACAAUAUUUGCGAGAAAUGUUAAUUUAGGCGACUCACAUUCGAUACUAUAGUCACAUCUCAUAAUUUAUAACAUUAGGUAUAUUUCAACUAAUACUUAAAACUAAAUAAACGUGUUAUUUACAGACUACACAGUAUGUACAUACAUCAUAUAUAU